Molecule: messenger RNA, 2824 nt
Organism: Pantherophis guttatus
Lineage: Eukaryota; Metazoa; Chordata; Lepidosauria; Squamata; Colubridae
Product: neural proliferation differentiation and control protein 1-like
Cellular component (GO): membrane
Source: RefSeq, a predicted model, not a curated record
GGAGGAAGAAGAGAAUGGCAAAGGCUUGGAAUGAAGGAAUAAAUGGAGGAAGAAGAGAAUGGCAAAGGCUUGGAAUGAAAGGAUAAAUGGAAGAAGGAGAGAACGGCAAAGGCUUGGAAUGAAGGAAUAAAUGGAGGAAGAAGAGAAUGGCAAAGGCUUGGAAUGAAAGGAUAAAUGGAAGAAGGAGAGAACAGCAAAGGCUUGGAAUGAAGGAAUAAAUGGAGGAAGGAGAGAACGGCAAAGGCUUGGAAUGAAGGAAUAAAUGGAGACCCCCUGUGCCCUGCCAGGUACAAGAUCAACUGCCUACUUCACCAGCGAAUGGGCUGCGGACCAGAUGGGGCACCGAGCUGCGGCUCUUGUUUCCCUGGUCAUGAAGAGGAUUCCAAUGGAAACUGUGUGCCGAAAAAAGGCUCUAAGCAUGAAAGCAAACUCAAAACUCAGAAGAGACCUAAUGAUUUGCCGGGUCUUUUGCGUUACCUUUUGGCUAAGCAUGAAAAGGCAUUGCAACCGUCCACGAUGGAGACCACCGUACCUGGUAUUACUGAGGUAUUUGAACCAUCCAGCUCUCAGACUGACUUCCCGACUUCUCAGCCAACAAGCGUUUCCUAUUCUGGGAACACUUCUGCAGUUUCCUCUCAGUCAUAUGAAAUCACUCCAAUUUCAGCCACCAUACCACCAAGGAGAGUAAGAGUGGACUUCAAACAGAGGUCGCGUCCUCCAGUUACUAGCAUGAAUAAAGCGGUGACUCUUACUCUUGUGGUCAUGUGCACAGUGACAGGAGUCUCUGGAUUGGUGGUUGCAGCCAUUUGCUGGUACAGGCUUCAGAAAGAAGUACGCUUGGCUCAAAAGAUGGCAUACACAGCUACUCGGGGGAACCAGUACCGAUACCAUCAACCCAGUGCAUAUAUGGAUUCCAGGCUAGCACAGUCUUGUCAAGUCCACCACUAUCAGCAUCGGAAGAAACUUCUUACUGGUGAAGAGAGACAAUCUCCCAAAACAGUGGAACCGAACCCUACAGAAUCAGAGAGUGAAAAUGGAGACUAUACUGUAUAUGAAUGUCCUGGAUUGGCCCCGAGUGGAGAAAUGGAGAUCCACAACCCUCUCUUCGACACCUCCACCCUCCACCGAUGUCCCCCCUAAUUACCCUCCUGUUUUUCUUCCUUCCUUCAUCUUAUCUUGUCAUCUUCUGGAUCCACGUAGGAAAGAUUCAAACUUACAAACACCCCCAAGGUGCCGUCUGUCUGUCCUCUUCCUUUGAGGGGAAAUCAUAUCCAUCCCACCUAUUCCUAUAUCCUCUCAUGCUAAUACUACGGGAAUGCUUUCAGGCUUUUAGGAGAUUUUCUAUCAUAGCUUUGCUUCAGUUGAAGGUCUUCUGACAAUGAACUUUUAUCCUGGAAGUUACUAUUAUCGUUUGGAGAUCUUGAUUCAAGCUCUCCUAAUGCCAUCAACUCAACUUGAACUGGAAGGGUUUAUUAUUGUAUCCAAUCUAGCUGUGGAGAUUUAAGGAGCAGAAGACUUCAUUUGUCAUGUACCAAAAGAGAAUGGAGAGGCACGUUUAGAGGACUAAGAUUGACCCAAAGCAUUUUGCUCAUCAGUGGUGUCCACUCUUUCCGGGACGAUAUAUAUAUAUAUACAUAGUGUAUAUAAUAUACAAGCUAGUCAAUUUGUCGUGUCACCGGAGGCGGAAAAUCCCAUAAAACACCUCUCCUCGGCAAUAAUAAUAUUAAUAAGAGCAACAGUAUAUAAUUUGCUACAUUUUCAUGAUGAUAACUUAAGUCUCCUGUCUCGCUUUGCUCCAUGGUUGGAAUAGACCUUGUCCCACCCCAGCUCCAUAUGUCAUCUGGGUGCUGUUGCUGGAUAGAUAUAAUUUUAAAUGAAAAAAAAUGCACACUUCUAUCUGAGGCCACCUGUUAAGCAUCGGGGAGAUCAGGAGCUUCAGGCAGUUCAAAUGAAUAUAAAGAUUUAUUGCAAGCUUAAGUUCUUGAGAAAAAUCUGGCCAAAUGACCAUUAAGAGAGUUAAGAAAGGAAUUCAAGGUAGGUUGGACUUAAAUCUCUUGCAGGCACAAAGGAACUCGUGACUUAUGAUGGUUUGACCCCUCCCUCGGGCUCAGCCUGGUCAUCCCCUACACCAUCACUCCUUCUAGAAUGAGUUUUGCAAGUUCCUUCUAGAAUGAGCUUGCAAGUUCAACAAAGCUGGGGCUAGGGACCUGAUGGUGUUUUUUAUUUAUGUAUGUAUUUAUAAAACCAUGCUGUUAUUUUUAAGAGUCUUAAGCAAUGAAUAAUGCUAAAAUAUUCCAUUGCAACCCAGCGGCCAAAACGUACGAAAAGCAAGGUCUUGGGGGAGAUUCACCAUUCCUGAAGUUCUCUCCACUCAUCCUUGAGCCAGCUGAAACUGAUGUUGCUUUUCCCUUCCUGGUAUUUUUCUCCUCUUCAACUAUUUGACAAUCACAGAGUGAGGCGGCAGAUGCCCUGUGUGGAUUGGAUAUCAUGCACUCUAUAUAAUAACAUGUGUUAGCCAUCCAAAUCUUGCUUGUUUAUGGCUUCCGCUGCAGGACCUGACUUAUCUUAGACGUUGGAGUCAUUGAUCACAAGACCAAGAGAUCACACUAGUCUUCUCUACUUGGAUGAUUUUUCAUAGGUGGAUUUGUUUGUGGCAAACAAGAUUUUGGGAUUGUAUAUAAAGGAAGGAGAGGGAAGAGCAAUAAGAUGUUUCUGUAGAGAGCUUCUCUUUCGGGACUGCAGACAAACUCCCAAAAGUUUGUCAUAGAGACAAGAUGCUCAUUGAAUAUCACCCCAUCCUCAACACACAGACCUAAUCUCUCCC